Messenger RNA from Gaeumannomyces tritici R3-111a-1, 4248 nucleotides. RefSeq lists its product as hypothetical. Lineage: Eukaryota; Fungi; Ascomycota; Sordariomycetes; Magnaporthales; Magnaporthaceae. Gene Ontology annotation, molecular function: protein binding. Bases 1220 to 3628 code for a protein of 802 amino acids. The transcript has 4 exons. The record is from RefSeq and is a predicted model, not a curated record.
GCCCCGGUCACCGCGCACUUUGAAUGUUCUGGGCAUUUUUUCUCCGUGUCUGGAUCUCGGUUCUCCCCGCCGUCCGUGUGAUCCCCGAAGCCGCGAGGUUCCGAAUGCGGCACAAAGCAAGCAUCACUGUGUCGUCCUGUGCCAUUCAAAGGUGAAGCAGCGGCGAGGGCGGCUAGGUCGAACCAACUCCUAUUGCCAACUAUAUAUACAUAUAUAUAUACCCUGCUCCUUAUAUAUUUCUACUUCCUCUACGAUUUUUUCAACCAUCGUUAUUUUUCCUGCCAGGUAACUACAUGGAUACCUUAGUACCUCCUUCAUUCGGAGUACCGCUUUUUGUUUUGAGAAGGAGGAAAUCAGACAGGUUACCCAACCCAGGUGUAUCAAGUAAGCCGGGAAAUCUGUGGACAAACAUCAUUCGAAGCAUCCUACUUGUGACACUUUCUUUGUAUCACACCACAUCAUUUCCCAUAUCUGGUCCGCCUAAUCCUUUCUGCCCGUGUGCCAUCAGCCGGAAUCGUCUGCCUCAGCUGGCGGGUACCUUCUGCCGUUAAUAUUCCAUUUCGUAUUUUCAUUCUCGGAACUUAGAUACCAAUAUCAGCCCAAUUUCUCGAUAGUGGCUCAGGUACUGGGCUGAAGUCUGGUGUGUUCUGGGUAAGAUUAGAGCCCUGCGGGACUCAUCUGGAAGCUGAGGCGCAACUUGGCUUGGAUGGCAAACCACUCAAGCGUGAGGCCCGCCUGCCCAACUCGAGCCAAACCAGUCACUUCAAAUUAUCGUGCAUGCAUUCGUGUGUGUUCUAUCCGCGUUUAUACCACCAAGGCAAAGUGAGCUCAAGGCACUUCUAAUGAUCUACCAGCCAAAAACAAAACCACGCCCACAACCACGACCCAGGAAGGCGGUACCGAAGGUACCAGCGUGCACGGGCAUUGAGCACAGCCUCAGGGCGAACCGCGCCCAAUCAAGACCCCAUUGUUCUCGACCGCGUAGGUUUCUUGGUUUCCUCUGCGUCACCAACCAAAUCGCCAUUUCCACCCACCAGUACCGCAGCCUCGAAGCCGAACAUUGCCAGCCUCGACCUCGCAGCCCCAACUUCGCACCCACAAACGAGUCGAAUCAUUACAGCCUGCGUCUGGUGCGCGCCUGCGAGACCUCCCGACCAACUCCCGGCGCGGGAUCUCCCGCACCUCUCCCCCGGGAUACGAAACCGGCGCGCCAGUGAUUAUGGCCGUGACGGACGAGAACCUUUUCUAUCCGUCCGAGAACCUGAUUUCAAAGCAACCGCGACGCCACUUUCGGACAACCGUUUCCCCACUCCACUGGCAACUAAGGUCCCUGAUCGGCGCUGGGCCCGAUGGUGUUGUGUACUUCCCCACUGGCAUCAAUAACAUCCAUCUGCAGAAACUCGACACCAAAACGCUAGAGACCGAGACCCUCAGCGUCCUCACCUUCUCCCCUCGCUGUCUUGUAGCCAAGAAUGGGUGGGUGUGCUGCGGAGGCGAGACGGGCGAGUUCACCGCCCUCAACCUGGGGCCCUCUAGCCCAGAUACUCGCAGAGAUCCUUCGACCACACCGGAAUUCGAGCUUGAUGUUGACGCUCGCCUUCCACUGGACACCACCUCCCGACCCGACGAUUCAUUGCUGGCCCUCUUGAGGAGGUCACGCAACUCCAUUAGCCAACCAAACAAGAAGUUCGGUAGGGAGCGUGUGAACUGCAUCACACUAUGGUUCCCACAUCAGAGCGCCGGCCAACGCCGAGGCCCUUACCGGUCUCCGGUGGCGGUCCUAGCGAACAACGACAAGCAUGUCACCCUGAUCGAUCUUGAAACCCUCGACGCUCUGGACGAACUCGAGUACCCCGAACCGAUGAACCGCGCUGUCCUGUCACCCGACGGCCGCACCCUGGUAGCCGUCGGGGACGACCCAUACCUCUACGUCCAUGAGCGGACUGAGAGGACGAGCGCAUUUGGCUCGAGAACCCCCUCGACGGGACGCCCAAGGCACUACUUUUGGAAGGAAACUCGGCGGGUGCACCUCAAGAGCCAGCACAAGGACGACAGGACAGACCAGCGCGGCAGCUUCGCGGCCUGCUUCUCGAACACGGGCACUUAUCUCGCGGUGGGCACGCAGUAUGGCAUCAUCUCCAUAUUCAACACGAGCGCCUUGCUGGACACCAGCCAGGAUCCGCUCCUAGCCUUUUUUCCCUCCUCGAGACCCACCAGCCCGAAUCAACGCCCUUCGCGAGGCGCCCCCGCCACCACCUGCCCUGGGGCUGUCCGGGAGAUGUCCUUCUCACCCGGGCCUUACGAUCUACUUGCGUGGUCGGAGGAUCGUGGACGGGCUGGCAUCGCCGACGUGCGGGGCGGCUUUGUAGCCAGGCAGAUCCUGUACCUCGAUGCCCAAGACACUUUCCAGCAGUUGGAUCUGACCGUCAGGAACGCCAUCGACCCUAGCCUUCUGGAGUCCACGGCCGACCGCAGCGAUGCCCUCGCAUCGAGUUUUGAGAACAGGCUCGACCUCUCAGAGGCCAGGCGUAGCCUUAACCGCCGCCUGCAAUCAGGGGUAGAACGAUACCACUACCCACUGACGGGCGACGAGACCCAGGUUCUCGAAGCGCUGCAGGAACAUCGCAGACGCAGGGAACAGAGAGCGGCAGCUGCCCGUGAGCUUCUCUUGAGCUCACGUAGCCAGCUGUCCUCUUCGCUUUCCCGGCUAGGCGCUCGGACGGCGGCUGGCACCACAGGCACAGCUCCCGGCUCGAGCACAGCAGCUGCGCCGACGGCAGUCCCGCGACCUCGCGACCGGACAGGGGACCGAGGCUCUACGGAGGGGAGAGGUGCGGACUGGGCCCGGGCGUCGCGUGACCACAUUGAGCAACUGAUCGAGAAUAUGUCAAGUGUCGCCGGCUUCUCUGACGCCUUCCGGCGCCAAGAGUCACCGAGACCACGGGAGGACAGCCGAAGGGAGGCCGGGAUGCCAGGAUAUAGGCACCUGUACAGAGAGCUGCUCGAUCGCUUCGCGCGAGAAACCGACGACGAUAUUCUGUCUGGCGUCGGUCACGGUUCCACCUCGACUAAUGCUGGUAUUCUCGCCAGCGCGACCGUGCGUGCCACCAUCCGCGCAGCGGCGGCCGGCGAGGGCGCCGGAGUGGCUGAUGGGGCCCCAGCCGAUGGUGCUGGCAGCAGCGGUAGCGGCAGCAGCUCGGUCGUUCCCGACAGCGGGGCCGCCUCGACACGUGCCGGUCUGUCCCUGCCGCGGCUGAGCAGGUCUCAGAUUAUGGGCCCAUACAACGUACCGUCAGCCGGGUACAGGGACUGGACCGAGCCGGGUGUCCUCUACGGAAUUUCCUCGGGCGGAACCGACGGGGUCGAUGGGCCUUCGACGGCGGUCGCGGACAGGACUGGCGGCAGAGGUCCCAUGGCUUGGGAGUCAUUACUGACCCAGGUGGCAAUGCGGACGGAUGGGCGCGACCAGGACUAUAGGACCAACGAGCUGGCCUCGCCUGACGAGACCGCCGGCCUUUCCUGGAGUGAAGAUGGGUCCUUAUUAUAUGUCGGAGCCGAGAAUGGCAUCUACGAGUUCCGAGUGAACAUUGCGUCGCGAAAGCUGUUGCCUAGCAUAACACUGCGAUGAGGAUUGCUGGACCUUAGCGCGGUUAAUACAACUGUAUUUGUGGGGAGGGAAGAAAAUGUACAGAUGGAUGGAUGUAUGAAGCAUGCGCAUUGCCGAUGGCCUAUUUAUUUUUGAUUUGUUUUGCUCUUGGGGCACGUUUAGCGAUAUCAAGCAGUAGCCCCUUUAUGUGUCUGCAUUAUCAAAUUUGGUUUACGGGCCACCUGAAAUGUGACGAAAUGGCCUAAGAAAGGGUGAACAAUGAAGUACUUAGGUAGCCUGUAUGUGUACCUACACCUGGGCUUACUUGUACAGUAGCUGCUCAACCAUCUCGCCGAUGGCGAGGCAGCUCGUCAGACCCGGGCUCUCGAUGCCGAGCAGGUUGACCCAGCCCUGCAGGCCGUCCUCCUUGCGGACGACAAAGUCGACGAAUCCGCUGCCGGACGCGACGGCGCCCUUGCGGCCCAGCUUUGGCCUGACGCCGGCGUAGUCGGGCGCCAGGGCGGCCUCGUCGACGCCCAGGAGGUACUUUUUGAUCUCGCGCACGGCGUCAGGAAGACGGGCCGGAUUGACGGCCAGGUCGUCGGGCGAGUAGACCCACUCGACGUCCGGGCCGAAGCGGAUGCGGCCGGCCAUGUCGAGCG